Diceros bicornis minor is the source of this 546-nucleotide messenger RNA. RefSeq names its product neuropeptide FF-amide peptide precursor (gene NPFF). The record is from RefSeq and is a predicted model, not a curated record. Gene Ontology annotation, cellular component: dendrite; axon terminus; perikaryon. The coding region runs from base 117 to 479 and encodes 120 amino acids. The transcript is spliced from 3 exons. Gene Ontology annotation, molecular function: G protein-coupled receptor binding; neuropeptide hormone activity. Gene Ontology annotation, biological process: excitatory postsynaptic potential. Lineage: Eukaryota; Metazoa; Chordata; Mammalia; Perissodactyla; Rhinocerotidae.
GGAGCCGUGCGUUUCCACUGCCUGCUCUAGAUUCCCCCUCAGGCUGCUGUGGGGAUAGGGGACAGGCGACAGCAGGUAUAAGAGGUGGAUGUGCCUGUAGGAAGGCAGAUGGCAGCAUGGAUUCCAGGCGGGCGGCAGUGUUGCUGGUGGUGCUGCUGUUAGUGACAGACGGGGGCCUCGCUGAAGGACCAGGGGGCCAGGAUGAAACAGAACAGAUCUUCGAGGAGGAAGACAACGAACCCCACCCACCGCAGGACGCCCGGACCCCGGGGCCACACUUGCGCUCCCUGCCCCAGGCCACACAGAGACCCGACUGGAGCCCAGCCUUCCUGUUUCAGCCCCAGAGGUUUGGCAGAAACACCCGGGGCUCCUGGAGCAGCGGAAGGCUGAGGCCCCGAGAGGGGGAGGGGCUGAACUCCCUGUUCUGGAGCCUGGCCGCCCCUCAACGCUUUGGGAAGAAACGACAUGUCAUUCCUUGAUAUAUGCCCAUGUGAAGCCCACUCCACAAGUGCCAUGUGUCCCCCCAAAUAAAGCUGCCUGGCUUCU